ACACACGCUGGUACCAAAUCAAAAAAAACAAGUUAGCAAUUUGAUUUUGCCCAAAUACAAUCAGAGAGAAGGCUGCAUGAUGCCUUCAGUGUCCGCUCUGAUUUCAUGCCUCAUUCAGCCACACCUGUACCCAUCCCUGCAGUGUACCUACCCGUUUGUAGUAAAGACCAGUCACGUUGGAGCGGGCUUUGGUUGAUUUUCUGCUGUUUUAGACGUGUGUGUGUGUGUGUGUGUGUGUGUGUGUGUGUGUGUGUGUGUGUGUGUGUGCUUUGUACAUACUGUACCCUGUGCAUGGUCAAGACUCAUGAAACAGAGGUAUGCUAUAUCCAUAUCAGUUAGCCCUGACUGAGAGGAAUUAACAGCACAGUGAGAUGUAAAGAUGCUUUGCAGCAUGUGAUCUGACGGACCAAUAAACUGUUUCUAAGUAAUGAAGCUUUAGUAAAGCACGAGGAGCGGUCUAAUCCUCCUCUUCAAGUUACUUUUGCUAAUUGUUAAGUGAAUCUUUAAAGACCUUUGUUUAGAGGAUAGUACAAGAAUGCAUGCGUUUUAUAACCUCAUGCUUGUUUGGCUUCGUUAUGCACCGUUUCUGCCUUUUUCAGUUCCAAUAGCGAUGCCUGAGCUUUGGGUACCGAUCAGAUACCUGUGUUUAAUAAGCUGUGUGUUUGAAAAGAGACUGGGGACAUCGGGCUUUAAACAUUGCUUUACUAACUUUGCAAUGUAACAAAUAAACACGUAAAUAUACAUUUACUGAAUUGUUAAAUUAACAGAAAUCACAAUUCAAGUGUAAACCCUUUUAUUGCAGCAACAAAUUGGUCAAAACGUAAACAGGAAUUCAAAUUCCAGCAUAUAAUGUCUAUAGUAUAUAAACAUAGAAUUGGACUGAAUAGAUAGGCCCCACUGUCGCAGAUAUCCGAUCCAGCUGUUUUGAGUAUCGGCCUGAUAUCUGAUAUUGGUGCAUGUCUGGUUUUGCUGCUGUGUUUUCUUUAUAAUCGGUGUGCUUCGUGCUUAUUUUCUCUAUCAACCUGCCUCAAAGAAAAUCAGUUUCCCCUCUCUCUCUCUCUCCCGGCAUAGAAAAACUCCUAUUGGGAUGAGAAAGAAUAUGAUUCACCAGGAGCAGCAGAACAGUGGCCUGACCUCCAGACUGACGACGCUACAAGAAGACGUCGGCAAAUCCCCCGCGAGGAAGAGAUCUGCCAGUGUGACCAACCUGUCGCUGGACCGCCCUGGGUCCUCCAUGGUGCCGUCCUACGACAGCUCAGUCAGCCCACCAACCAGCCGAGCCAUGUCGGGCACCAAGAGUGGCAGCAAGCUGGAUCACAGCGAGGAGGAGAGGAAGAUCCUACUGGACUCCUCGCAGCUGAAGGACUUGUGGAAGAAGAUCUGCCACAACAGCACAGGGAUGGAGUUCCAGGACCACAGAUAUUGGCUGAGGACCUACCCCAACUGCAUUGUGGGAAAAGAGCUUGUCAACUGGCUGCUGAGGAAUGGCACCAUCUCCACCAGGGCCCAGGCUAUCGCCAUAGGCCAGGCGUUAGUGGACGGUCGCUGGCUGGACUGUGUCACUCACCACGACCAGCUGUUCAGGGACGAGUAUGCUCUCUACCGCCCCCUCCAGAGUACAGAGUUCUCCGAGACGCCGUCUCCAGACAGCGACAGCGUGAACUCCGUGGAGGGACAUUCAGAGCCGUCCUGGUUCAAGGACAUCAAGUUUGAUGACAGCGACACAGAGCAGCUCGCAGAUGAGACCGAGUACGCCAUGCCGAACUCUGCCAGCCCCAGCAAGAGAACAUCUGUCAGCAGUUUCCAGUCGGCGGUGGACAGCGACUCAGCGGCCUCCAUCAACCUCAACAUGGAGCAAAACAACGUCAACUUCCACAUCAAGAAACAGUCCAAGUAUCCACAUGUGCCCUCUGCAGCUGAGCAGAAAGCUGAAUUCCUUCUGUCUGAGGAUGGAGGACAGAAUAUCGUCAUAAGUGAUGCCUUCAUCAAGGAGUCUCUGUUCAACCGUCGCGUGGAGGAGAAGGCUAAAGAAAUGCUGUUUACUCCGCUGGGUUGGCACCACAGCUCUCUGGAUCAGCUCCGAGAGGAGAACGGAGAGAAGAAGGCCAUGGAGAGGCUGCUCUCUGCCAACCACAGCCACAUGAUGGCGCUGCUGCAGCAGCUGCUCUACAGCGAGUCUCUGUCUCUGUCCUGGCGGGACAUCAUCGUCCCCGUGGUCCGACAGGUGGUCCAGACGGUGCGGCCCGACGUUCGCAACUGUGAUGACGACAUGGACAUCCGCCAGCUGGUCCACAUCAAGAAGAUCUCUGGAGGCAGGAAGUUUGACUCGACGGUGGUAAACGGCUUUGUAUGCACCAAGAACGUCGCCCACAAGAAGAUGAACUCCUACAUCAAGAACCCCAAAAUCCUGCUCCUGAAGUGCUCCAUAGAGUACCUGUACAGGGAGGAGUCCAAGUUUUCCUGCAUCGACCCCAUUGUGCUGCAGGAACGAGAGUUUUUGAAGAACUAUGUGCAGCGGAUAGUAGACGUCCGUCCAACGCUGGUGUUAGUGGAGAGGACCGUGUCUCGUAUUGCUCAGGACAUGCUGCUGGAGCACGGCAUCACCCUGGUCAUCAACGUCAAACCGCAAGUCCUGGACAGGGUGAGUCGUAUGACCCAGGGAGACCUGGUGAUGUCCAUGGACCAGCUCCUCACCAAACCUCGUCUGGGAACCUGCCUCAAGUUCUACAUGCAGCCCUUCACCCUGGCCAACGAUGAAGUGAAGACUCUGAUGUUCUUUGAGGGCUGUCCUCUUCAUCUCGGAUGCUCCAUCAAGCUGCGAGGAGCCUCCGAGUACGAGCUGGCCCGGGUGAAGGAGAUCAUAAUGCUGAUGGUGUGCGUGGCCUACCACUCCCAGCUGGAGAUCUCUUUCCUCAUGGACGAGUUCGCCAUGCCGCCCAGCUUGGCCCAGAGCACCUCAUUCCCCUGCCUGCUGGAGGGCAUGUCUGUGGAGGAGGAGGAGGCGGCGGAUGGAGAGACAAAUGGAGAGAGCCUGGAGGAAACGGUAGUGCCCGAAGACUCGGCACCGGGAGGACGAACUGAGGAGGAAGGGCUUCCCACUGAGUCGUCAUCCAAAAAUGGAGAUAUAGACAUUCUCCAAGACAAACUGUAUCCCAACUCGUCCUCCCCUUUCCAAGACAGGGAGGCUGUUAACAUAGAGGCACUGACCUCCACGCCAUUUCCCAGUUCCAUUGCACCGCCUCUGUGUGUCCCGCCUCCGUUCCUCAUGGAGGAAGACCAGGAGAUGGACUCGGAUACUCUCAUCAUGGCGUCUGAGGAAGAGACGGGGGAAGAGGGAGGCCUAGUGAAGGGGGAUUCACACGAUACGGAUGACGGGGAAUGUGCCGCCACUACUCGGUCGUUCCGAGACCCCCUGCAGGAUGACACGGGGAUGUUUGUGACCGAGCAGGUGGAUUCAACCGACGACCGCUUGAAGUCCAUCUCUGCCAUCUUCAAGCAGGAGCUCAAGGACAUCAUCCUGUGCAUUUCCCCCUUCUUCACAUUUAAAGAACCAUUUCUCCUCAUGCCUGCUGGCAUGCACUGUCCCAGCAGGGAUUACUUCCCAGAGAAGGUCUACCUAUCUCCCCUCCUCAACAAGGACUACAAGGAACUGGACGGACGCAGAAAGCGGCUGCUCCUUAAAGACUCCGCCCCCUCCGCUCUGGUUAGUGGACAGACCAACGGCGGCCCUCAGCCGAAGCCCAUCGACGUCCUGCCCUCCCACAGUCUUACCAGCACGCGCAUCAUAGAGCAGCUGAGCGGCAGCCAGGGACUGUCCAAGAUGCUGGCCGACUACAGAGCGAAGGGAGGCCGUAUCCGACAGAGGGAGGCCGCUGACCCCUUCAGCGCCGCGACUCCCGUCAGCCUGCAGAGCAAGGCGCUGGACGCUCCGGUGAAGCCACCGGCGAGGGCUGACAGCGAAGAGGAGAAGCCAAGCAAGCUGACUGAGAUGAGCUGGGUCCCCAAGAGCUCUGACUGGACUUGUGUUGAUCAUCACGAAGCUCUGGUUGCUCUGAGUAACUGGAGCUACUUCCACCUGAGAGAAAAGAGUGCACAGCUGGACUGUCUGAACCCCGUCAACCACCAGAGGCUGUGUGUGCUCUUCAGCAGCUCCUCAGCUGAGUCCAGCAACGCGCCCAACCCCUGCGUCAGCCCAUGGAUUGUCACAAUGGACUUCUACGGCAAGAAUGACCUCUCCCUCGGUGUGUUCUUGGAGCGAUACUGUUUCCGGCCGUCUUACCAUUGCCCCAGCAUGUUCUGUGAGACUCCCAUGGUGCACCACAUCCGGCGCUUUGUGCACGGCAGUGGCUGUGUGCAGAUUGUGUUGAAGGAGCUGGACUCCCCUGUGCCCGGUUAUCAGCACACGAUCCUCAACUACUCCUGGUGCCGCAUCUGCAAACAGGUGACACCAGUGGUGCCGCUGUCCAACGACUCGUGGUCCAUGUCUUUCGCCAAAUACCUGGAGCUUCGCUUCUACGGCCACCAGUACACCCGGAGGGCUAACGCGGAGCCCUGCGGACACUCCAUCCACAAAGACUACCACCAGUACUUCUCCUACAACCAGAUGGUGGCUUCCUUCAGCUACACUUCUGUUCGUCUGUUGGAGAUUUGUCUUCCUCGUCCCAAGAUCUUCAUCAGGAACCUGGGACCAUCGAAGACCAACCUGCAGCAGGACCUGAAGGACUUCUCUCUAAAAGUGGCUCAGGUGUACCUGGCCAUAGACGACCGCCUCACCUCCCUCAAGACCGACACCUUCAGUAAGACGCGAGAGGAGAAGAUGGAGGACCUCUUUGCUCAGAAAGACAUGGAAGAGGCAGAGCUGCGGAGCUGGAUUGAAAAGCUACAGGGGCGACUUCAGGCCUGCUGUCUGGAUUCUCCUCAGCAGGUGCAGGCGGUUCUGGAGUCGCUGGUGAUGAAGAAACAGAGUCUGUGUGAGAUGCUGCAGUCCUGGAACAGCAGGCUGCAGGAGUUGUUCCAGCAGGAGAAAGGCAGGAAGCGUCUGUCCGUCCCUCCCAGCCCGGGCAGACACCGACAGACCGCCGCUGACGACAGCAAGAGUACUCUGGACUCCUCCCCCCGCAACCCCUCACCUGUGGUACAGAAUGGUGACAAAGAGGACCGUCAUCUCUGCAUACUGCCCUCCACCUCCUCCUCCUUGCUGCCGUCACCAGGAGAACCUGGAGCUGAACCUUACACUCCUGUUCCCUCCUUCACUGAGCAGGACUCAGUCAGCAUCCCAGAAGAUGUGUUUGACGGACACUUGCUGGGCUCCACUGACAGCCAGGUGAAGGAGAAAUCCACCAUGAAAGCCAUCCUCGCCACCUUCCUGCCCGGCAACAGCUACAACCCCAUCCCUUUCCCGUUUGACCCGGACAAACACUACCUGAUGUACGAACACGAGCGGGUUCCCAUCGCCGUGUGUGAGCGAGAGCCCAGCUCCAUCAUCGCCUUCGCUCUCAGCUGUAAGGAGUACAAAACGUCUCUGGAUGAUCUGUCCAAGACGUCCAACGCAGGCGGAGACGAGACUCCGCAGGUCAUCAGUGCUGGGGAGAGUCGGGCUAAGAGCAGCCCCGCCCGGCCCAGUGAGUCGGCCUCGUCCCAGCAGAGCCGCUCCAGCAUGGAGACGGACCCCCUCAAGGAUGCAGACCUGGCAGAUAAGCAGAAGAAGCAGACCCUGAAUCCACACGUUGAGCUGCAAUUCUCUGAUGCCAACGCCAAGUUCUACUGUCGGAUCUACUACGCCGAGGAGUUCCACAAGAUGCGCGAGGAGAUCAUGGAGAGCACCGAGGAGGAGUUCAUCCGCUCGCUGUCCCACUGUGUCAACUGGCAGGCUCGGGGGGGGAAGUCCGGAGCUGUGUUCUACGCAACAGAAGAUGACCGGUUCAUUCUGAAGCAGAUGCCCAGACUGGAGGUCCAGUCCUUCCUGGACUUUGCACCGCACUACUUCACCUACAUCACGGGAGCGGUGCAGCAGAAACGACCCACGGCGCUGGCGAAGAUUCUGGGUGUUUACAGGAUCGGUUACAAGAACUCUCAGAACAACACGGAGAAGAAGCUGGACCUGCUGGUGAUGGAGAACCUCUUCUACGGACGCAAGAUGGCUCAGGUGUUUGACCUCAAAGGUUCCCUGAGGAACCGCAACGUGAAGACGGACUCGGGGAAGGAAAGCUGCGAGGUGGUUCUGCUGGACGAGAACCUUCUGAAGUUGAUCCACGACAACCCGCUGUACAUCCGCUCCCACUGCAAGGCCAUCCUGCGGGCCGCCAUACACAGCGACGCCUACUUCCUGUCCAGCCACCUCAUCAUCGACUACUCGCUGCUGGUGGGGCGCGACGACGCCACCGAUCAGCUGGUGGUCGGGAUCAUAGAUUAUAUCCGGACAUUUACAUGGGACAAGAGGCUGGAGAUGGUCGUCAAGUCCACCGGAAUCCUGGGAGGUCAAGGUAAGAUGCCCACCGUGGUCUCUCCGGAGCUGUACCGAUCUCGCUUCUGCGAGGCCAUGGACAAAUACUUCCUCAUGGUACCGGACCACUGGACCGGCCUGGGCGUCAACUGCUGAGCAGUGCGUACAUGUACAGUAAUACCAAGACACACACACAGGUACUCACGCUCCUCAGUAUGUGAGUUCAACACAAGCACACUGGACGUUGUAAAUGUUUGUGCGGACUAAAGCCUGUGUAUAAACCAGUAUACAGCAUCAUUCCACAGAGUCGGUGCCGCUCUGCAGCAUCAUUGAGACAAUUCAGAUAAUUUUUUUAUCUUUUCAGUAUUAUCAGAUUAUUAUUUAUCCCGACGUGUUUCAUGGAGGGUUUGUUGUUUUAUUGGCACCACGAGUCUGAAAACUGUUUCAAGAGGACCCACUGAAAGCAUUGUUUAGAUUAGUUUAUAAACUAAACCGUGUAAUUUAAUGUUUGUAAAUGUACAGAGAUUAUGUAACUAUUAAAAGAUUAUUAACUGUU
Messenger RNA from Anarrhichthys ocellatus (wolf-eel), 6998 nucleotides. RefSeq names its product phosphoinositide kinase, FYVE finger containing (gene pikfyve). NCBI's taxonomy places the organism in Eukaryota, Metazoa, Chordata, Actinopteri, Perciformes, Anarhichadidae. The transcript has 38 exons. Gene Ontology annotation, cellular component: vesicle membrane; cytoplasmic vesicle. Gene Ontology annotation, biological process: phagosome-lysosome fusion; regulation of reactive oxygen species biosynthetic process; neutrophil chemotaxis. Bases 1088 to 6598 code for a protein of 1836 amino acids. The record is from RefSeq and is a predicted model, not a curated record. Gene Ontology annotation, molecular function: metal ion binding; 1-phosphatidylinositol-5-kinase activity; ATP binding.